UAAAAAUUCUUACGUUUUGUCUCGUUACUUAUUACGACUUAUACAAAUACAACAUGUCACAGUUGUCGCUCACAUGCUGACGAGUUUUUGUGCAGACAAAGUUACGGAUUUUCUUCGAAUUGCUAUAUUUUGCAAGAAUGCCAUUGACAAUUUCAAUCUUUCUACCGCCAUUGGCUUCCAGGUGGUUGAAGUUGUCAGCUUGGAAAUUCCUUUAAAGAAAUCCGAUCUUUUGAACUUAGUUGGCCGAUUCGACGACUUGGCCACCCUCUCUUACAUUUGCACACCUUCUACCCGCGAUAUCAGUCAUCUGCGUAUCGAAACUUCCCAGUAUUCAUAUGUUUGUGACGGUUUGGAUCAGUCAAAAACCAAGAAACACUUUAGAAGCCCAUCAAGGAAAUUGCGGUUGAUGGUGGCAGCAACAUUGAAGUGCUAGACCGUUAUUCAUGGUUGAAAGCCAGGGCCGUUAUCAACAGGUUCAAAAGCAGAAGUGGUUGCGUCCAUCGCUCACGGGCCAAAUAGGUUAUCAUCAUCAUCAUCAUCAUCAACUCUUUCGUCUCCUUUUAUUUUAUAUCUGUUUUAUAUCUGUAUCUUAUUUUUAUCAAUUAUACCUUCUAUUCAUCUGUAUGUAAAUAAAUCUCACUUUGUAUGUCUUUGCAUUAUCA
Molecule: messenger RNA, 662 nt
Organism: Halteromyces radiatus
Lineage: Eukaryota; Fungi; Mucoromycota; Mucoromycetes; Mucorales; Cunninghamellaceae
Exons: 3
Coding region: 74-433 (119 amino acids)
Source: RefSeq, a predicted model, not a curated record